Kockovaella imperatae is the source of this 853-nucleotide messenger RNA. RefSeq lists its product as hypothetical. Bases 26 to 742 code for a protein of 238 amino acids. The record is from RefSeq and is a predicted model, not a curated record. Gene Ontology annotation, biological process: maturation of 5.8S rRNA; regulation of gene expression. The transcript has 4 exons. Gene Ontology annotation, molecular function: DNA binding; RNA binding. Gene Ontology annotation, cellular component: nucleolus; exosome (RNase complex). Lineage: Eukaryota; Fungi; Basidiomycota; Tremellomycetes; Tremellales; Cuniculitremaceae.
CGCUGAACCAAUACCUUGCUACCUCAUGAUGGCUGAUUCUGAUCCAUCAGAAUCCAUAGCAGGGCUACUGAAGACCUUGCCAGAGCUCGAGCAAGCUUUCGAAGCUGUCUUGUCGAGACCAUCAUGGACGGAAACCGUUGACCAGAUGAAUCCUUUGGACAGGGCAAAGCUGGACAUAUUGAUGGCUUAUGCGAUCAACGACCUCGUUUGGAUGUAUCUCAAGGUCAAAGGGGUUGAUCCUGCCUCGCACGACGUAUCGACAGAGCUUGACCGUAUCAAGACAUAUUAUGGCAAGAUAAGAGCUGCCGAAGAGCCCAAAGCUCAGCCCAGCCGGAAAAUUGAUGUACCAGCUGCCAAUCGCUUCAUCUCAUCCGCCAUACCGAAGAGUCAGAAAGAACAUCACGCUUCGACUUCUGCGCAGGCUAUGGCUCAGUCUCAAGCUAAGCGAGCGGUUGAAGAGGCCGAGUCCAUUGAGAGGACUGGGAUGGAUAGAAGGUUUCGAUUCGUUGCCGAGACGGGCCAAAGGCUUGAGAAUGAUGAAGACGGAGAGGAUGAGGAGCCAGGAGGAGAUGACGACGAAGAGAUGGAGUCGGAUGAGGGUAACCACCCUCAACACAUCGUGUUUGAUGAUGAUGGGGAGCCGGUAUCCCAACAUAGCGGGGAUCAACAGGACACCAACACGGCAACAGAUGAAGAACCCAAGCCAAAGAGACGGCGUAAACGAGCUGAAGAUUUCGCGUGAACGAAGGAUCUUAGACUAGCAGUAGGGAGGAGGACCACUAACUGUAUCUGUACACUAUUUGCAUUUGUCUUUCGCACUUCGCACAUUGUAUAUACAAGCAUGUAUAUUUGG